Zingiber officinale is the source of this 1153-nucleotide messenger RNA. Its product is annotated as L-ascorbate peroxidase 3-like. NCBI's taxonomy places the organism in Eukaryota, Viridiplantae, Streptophyta, Magnoliopsida, Zingiberales, Zingiberaceae. The record is from RefSeq and is a predicted model, not a curated record. Gene Ontology annotation, biological process: hydrogen peroxide catabolic process; response to reactive oxygen species; cellular response to oxidative stress. Gene Ontology annotation, molecular function: heme binding; peroxidase activity. The transcript has 9 exons. The coding region runs from base 72 to 932 and encodes 286 amino acids.
UUCGCGAGUCUCGCCCACUCCCUCUCCAGCCAGGACCCUCUCCCCUCUCCCCUCUCCCCAACAAGGCAGGAAUGGCGGCCCCGGUGGUGGACGCGGACUACCGCAAGGAGAUCGAGAAGGCCCGCAGAGAUCUUCGAGCUCUCAUCGCCAGCAAGAACUGCGCCCCCAUCAUGCUUCGCCUUGCAUGGCAUGAUGCUGGAACUUAUGAUGUGACUACAAAAACAGGCGGUCCAAAUGGUUCAAUUAGGCAUGAGGAUGAGUAUACUCAUGGUGCAAAUGCUGGCUUAAAAAUUGCUAUAGAUCUCUGUGAGCCUGUGAAGUCCAAGCAUCCAAGGAUUACUUAUGCUGAUCUUUAUCAGUUGGCUGGAGUUGUAGCAGUUGAAGUGACUGGAGGACCAACCAUUGAGUUUGUUCCAGGAAGACGGGAUUCAUCAGUUUGCCCAAGAGAAGGACGACUUCCUGAUGCUAAGAAAGGUGCACCCCAUCUGAGAGACGUCUUUUGCAGGAUGGGGUUAACUGAUAAGGAUAUUGUUGCACUCUCUGGUGGCCACACGCUGGGGAAAGCUCAUCCUGAAAGGUCGGGAUUCGAUGGUGCCUGGACCAGUGAACCCCUGAAAUUUGAUAACUCCUAUUUUACUGAAUUGCUCAAGGGAGAAACAGAGGGACUUCUGAAGCUUCCGACUGACAAGGCUCUGUUGGGCGAUCCUGAGUUUCGACGCUAUGUUGAGUUGUACGCCAAGGACGAGGAUGCUUUCUUCAAGGAUUAUGCGGAGUCGCAUAAGAAGUUAUCAGAACUUGGAUUUACUCCACGAGGUUCAACUGCCAAGUCAGUUGCUGAUAGUACCAUACUUGCACAAGGGGCUUUUGGAGUUGCUGUUGCUGCUGCAGUUGUGAUCUUGAGCUACUUCUACGAAGCUACGCGGAGAAAAUGAAAUAGCCGAAGUUCAUAUCAGGUUCUACAACUUAAAUAGGUAAUAUAUCUAGAAUAAAUUCAAUGCUAUAGAUGUUAUUAAAUGGCAAUAGUAAUUCAUGCCAUGCUACAUUUUUCGAAUUCUAUCAUAUAAGAAGGCCAUACAGUAAUAACUAAGGAGAUUGGAAGUCUUUGUUAUUUAUUGAGACAUCUGAAACUUUAAUAUGUGGAACUUUGCCUUAA